AUGGACGAAUGCGGAAUACGUGGUCCCACAAAUAAUUGGUUUAAAAACUACCUUACUAAUAGAAAAAUAAGUACAAUUAUCUCCCAAGUGGUUGGGAAAGAGGCGGAUGUCGAUUCGGGUGUGCCUACUGGAUCGGUGUAUGGCCCUGUGGGGUAUAUAAUGUAUGUGAAUACUGUGUCGAAUGUCGUGCAUAACUGUAAGGUGUUCAUGUAUGCUGAUGAUAUGUGUCUUGUUUAUGCAUCCAAAGAUAUAACUGAGGUACAAAAGUGCAUACAAGGUGAUUUUGAAAACAUUAGCAAAUGGGCACACGACAAUGGCAUUAUAUUAAAUCUUCAAAAAACUAAAUGUAUGCAUAUACACUCGCCAUAUAAUAGAAAUGCUAAAUGUGUAAAAAAUGAAGAUCUAACAGUGAUAGGACAUACAUACGAAUGUAUGCAUAGAAAUAAAUUUAACUGUAACUGUAAAAGAUUGGAUUAUGUAGAUAAAUUUAAAUAUUUAGGUCUAACAAUAGAUAAGAACUUUAACUGGAGAAUACAUAUAAAUGACAUUUGCAAUAGGCUAAGAUCUGUGUUAAGUAAGUUUUACCAAUUAAAAAAUGUAUUGAACAAAAAAACUUUAAAAAUAGUAUAUUUUGCACUUGCUGACUCGCUUAUGAGUUAUGGACUCCUUGUAUACGGGCGAACCUUUAUUACAUAUCUAAGAGAUAUCAAAGACAUACAAAUAAGACUGAUUAAGUUUUUAGUUAGUAAAAAUAUUAAAGAUAAUUGCAACAAAGACUAUGAUAAGCUGUUUUCCAUUUGUAAAAUAAUACCCAUAGAUAAAAAAGUAGAAUAUUUGAUAGGUCUGGAAUAUUAUUAUAAUGAGAAAUAUAAAGUGAAUGUUAAAAACAAGUACAACACACAUAGGGUUAGAGAAAACAAACUGGUUCUACCAAAAAUAACGAACUAUUAUGGUAAGAGAACAUCUAAGUAUUUGGUAGCUAAAGUGUUUAACAAAAUAGAUCUACUAAGAGAAAAAGUAAAAAUUAGUAAAGGAGCACUUAAGAAAAAAUUGAAAAACAUUAUACAGGAUUGUUAA
Parnassius mnemosyne (clouded apollo) is the source of this 1077-nucleotide messenger RNA. The record is from the annotation of a GenBank genome assembly. NCBI's taxonomy places the organism in Eukaryota, Metazoa, Arthropoda, Insecta, Lepidoptera, Papilionidae.